GUCCCUCACCCGCUACAACACCCCCCCCACACACACACACACCAAACACCCCUCCUUCUCCUUCGAAACACACACUCAAGCCCUAGGGUUCCCCAAACGGCCAAAGCUAAAACCCAGCUUCGUCAACGGAACCGCCGCCGCCGUCCGUGGUUGUCGGCGUCUCUGCGGCCUCCUCCUUCCCCUAUCCCAAAUCCAUACGGCCAGACCUUCUCUUCUAGGCUUUCUAGCUCGGCACGUCGUCCUGUCUUCGUCGGUGAUUUCGCUGUUCGAGGCUUCCAGCUGCUGCGCCGUCGUCGUCCUGCUGUCAGUAGAAGGUUUAGAGCCAAGAAGCUCCUCAAGCAGGCAACAUUGUUGAACAGAGUGGUCUUGGCAUUUGUUGGGGAGAAUAGAGUACUGCAAGUUUACUCAUCUGCACCGUGGAUUGUUCAGCAGCGGCUCCAAAAAGAGCACCGUUGUGUCCCCUCAUAGAGAGAUUCUAUGACCGUUUAUCAGGACAAGUUUUGCUAGAUGGGAAUGAUGUUAAGAGUUUGAAGCUAAAAUGGUUGAGGCAGCAAAUAGGACUAGUGAGCCAAGAACCGGCUUUGUUUGCGACAACAUUCAGAAGCUGACCAAGUUGAGAUUGAAGAAGCUGCAAGAGUAGCAAAGUUGAUAAUUUAUUUAUUUUAUUCUAAAACGGUUUUUCCGGUUGAACUAUGGUUGGACCGGUUGGACCAAUAAACCAGUAAACCAGUGAUUAGAGCGGUUUGAUGACCGGUCCGGUUCUCAAAACCUUGGUUUUGAACACCCCUAUGACUAGUUGACCACUCAUGUUCAUUAAAAUAAAAAGCACAUUUACUCAAACAAUUGUAAAACAAAGCCCGAACAGAUAAAGGGAAAGAACCCAUGCCCAAAAAAAGCCCAGACAGUAAACUGAAUGAAACGUUAAUACGUUAUCCUUGUCUCUGUAACUCCACUCAGCUAAGCUUCCAUGUCUGUUCUUUCUUCUUCAUUUGCCAAAUACAGGACAACUACAAACCAUCCAAGCUUGACUAUACCACCCGCUGGUUCGUUUACUGACCGGGAAAAUAACCGCCGAGAGAGAGCCUCUCCUGAAGACACUGAACAAGCACGUGAAGCACCUGAGAACCGAGCAUUGCUUCUUGCUCUUCGAAGAGCUUGGUAAACAAGAUAGCUGGCUACAAUGCAUUGAGGUUUUCAGGUGGAUGCAGAAACAACAGUGGUAUAUUGCUGACAAUGGAGUUUACUCGAAGCUCAUAUCAGUCAUGGGAAAGAAAGGCCAAACCAGGAUGGCUAUGUGGCUCUUCUCGGAGAUGCGGAAUUCCGGUUGCCGCCCAGAUACUUCUGUGUAUAAUGCUCUUAUCACGGCUCACCUUCAUUCCCGGGACAAGGCAAAGGCAUUGGCCAAAGCUCUUGGCUACUUUGACAAGAUGAAGGGAAUGGAGCGUUGUAAGCCCAACAUUGUUACUUAUAACAUUCUCUUGAGAGCUUUUGCGCAGGCCCGCAAUGCAGAUCAAGUGAAUUCUUUGUUCAGGGAUCUUGAUGAGACUGUCAUUUCUCCUGAUAUAUACACGUUUAAUGGUGUCAUGGAUGCUUUUGGAAAGAAUGGAAUGAUCCGCGAAAUGGAAUCUGUGCUUGCUCGAAUGAAAAGCCAUAAGUGUAAGCCUGACUUGAUUACCUUUAAUUUGCUCAUCGAUGCAUAUGGGAAGAAGCAGGAAUUCGAUAAGAUGGAACAAGUAUUCAAGAGUUUGUUGAAGUCCAAGCAGAAACCAACACUGCCUACGUUUAAUUCCAUGAUCCUGAACUAUGGGAAGGCACGAUUAAAGGAGAAAGCAGAAAAUGUUUUCAGAAAAAUGACUGACAUGGGUUAUGAACCAAGCUUUGUCACUCACGAGAGUCUCAUCUACAUGUAUGGAUACUGUGAUUGCAUUUCCAAAGCUAGAGAUUUAUUUGAAGGGCUAAUUGAGUCAAAGGCUCAGAUAAAACCAUCAACCCUAAAUGCUAUGCUUGAUGCUUACUGCAUAAAUGGUUUACCAUUGGAAGCAGAUUCUCUGUUGGAGAGGGCAAUUAGUUUACAAGUGUUUCCUGAUGCUUCAACAUAUAAGCUUCUUUAUAGGGCUUACACUAAAGCCAACUUGAAGGAGCUUUUGGAUAAAUUGCUGAAGCAUAUGGAUAGAAAUGGUAUUAUCCCUAACAAGAAGUUCUUCCUAGAUGCUUUGGGAUCUUCACGGGACAAGUCAAAAUCUGCUACUACUGCUGUAACUCAUUCAAAUAGCUCCCAAGAUUUUGCAAAACCUCAGCUGAAAAAUUAGUUGGUAAUUCACAUCAACAUUUGACUUGCUUACUAGUUACUAGCAGCUCAGUUCACAUAUGAGGUGGUAUGUUAUGUGACUUUGUCAUCAUUAUUUAAAUAUUCAAGUUUUGGUUUAGUGAAUCUGUUAUUCUUUGUUUAUCCUUUUUGUUCUUGUAAAUAAUUAUUGCUGAAUUCUGUGUUU
Molecule: messenger RNA, 2492 nt
Organism: Arachis ipaensis
Lineage: Eukaryota; Viridiplantae; Streptophyta; Magnoliopsida; Fabales; Fabaceae
Source: RefSeq, a predicted model, not a curated record